ACCGCUGCCAUGAAGGGGGGCAGUCCUACAAGAUUGGUGACACCUGGAGGAGACCACACGAGACUGGUGGUUACAUGUUAGAGUGUGUGUGUCUGGGUAAUGGGAAAGGAGAAUGGACCUGCAAGCCCAUAGCUGAGAAAUGUUUUGAUCAGGCUGCUGGUACUUCCUACGUUGUCGGGGAGACUUGGGAAAAGCCUUAUCAGGGCUGGAUGAUGGUGGAUUGUACUUGCCUGGGAGAAGGCAGUGGACGUAUCACUUGCACCUCCAGAAACAGGUGCAACGAUCAGGACACUAGGACAUCCUAUAGAAUUGGGGAUACCUGGAGCAAGAAGGACAACCGGGGGAACCUGCUUCAGUGCAUCUGCACGGGCAACGGCCGUGGCGAGUGGAAGUGUGAGAGGCAUACCACCCUGCAGACCACAUCCGCAGGAUCUGGCUCCUUCACUGAUAUCCGACCGGCCAUCUACCAGCCCCAGCCUCAUCCUCAGCCGCCUCCGUAUGGUCACUGUGUCACAGACAGCGGUGUGGUUUACUCUGUGGGGAUGCAGUGGCUGAAGACACAAGGGAAUAAGCAAAUGCUGUGCACUUGCCUGGGCAAUGGAGUCAGCUGCCAAGAGACAGCUAUAACCCAGACUUACGGUGGCAACUCCAACGGAGAGCCGUGCGUCCUCCCAUUCACCUACAAUGGCAGGACUUUCUACUCAUGCACGACUGAAGGGCGGCAGGAUGGACACCUCUGGUGCAGCACAACUUCCAAUUAUGAGCAAGACCAGAAAUAUUCUUUCUGUACAGACCAUACUGUUUUGGUUCAGACUCGAGGUGGAAAUUCCAAUGGUGCCUUGUGCCACUUUCCCUUCCUGUACAACAACCACAACUACACGGACUGUACUUCUGAGGGCAGGAGGGACAACAUGAAAUGGUGUGGAACCACACAGAACUAUGACGCUGACCAGAAGUUUGGAUUCUGCCCCAUGGCUGCCCACGAGGAAAUCUGUACAACCAAUGAAGGGGUCAUGUAUCGCAUUGGAGACCAGUGGGACAAACAGCAUGAUAUGGGCCACAUGAUGAGAUGCACAUGUGUUGGAAAUGGUCGGGGAGAAUGGACGUGUGUCGCCUACUCUCAGCUCCGAGAUCAGUGCAUCGUCGAUGGCAUCACUUACAAUGUGAAUGACACAUUCCACAAACGUCACGAAGAGGGACACAUGCUGAAUUGUACCUGCUUCGGUCAGGGCCGGGGUCGGUGGAAGUGCGAUCCUGUUGAUCAAUGUCAGGAUUCAGAAACCCGCACCUUUUAUCAAAUUGGAGACUCAUGGGAGAAGUAUUUGCAGGGGGUCAGGUACCAGUGCUACUGCUAUGGCCGCGGCAUUGGGGAGUGGGCCUGCCAGCCCUUACAGACCUACCCAGAUGCAAGUGGUCCUGUCCAAGUAAUCAUCACUGAGACCCCAAGUCAACCCAACUCUCACCCCAUCCAAUGGAAUGCACCAGAAUCAUCUCACAUUUCCAAGUACAUUCUUAGAUGGAAACCUAAAAAUUCUCCAAACCGCUGGAAGGAAGCUACCAUUCCUGGCCACUUAAACUCCUACACCAUCAAAGGCCUGAGGCCAGGUGUGGUAUACGAGGGCCAACUUAUCAGCGUCCAGCACUAUGGCCAAAGAGACGUGACGCGCUUCGACUUUACCACCACCAGCACGAGCCCAGCGGUGACCAGCAACACUGUGACGGGAGAGACCACACCCUUGACUCCUGUUGUGGCCACCUCUGAGUCGGUGACUGAAAUCACAGCCAGCAGCUUUGUGGUUUCCUGGGUCUCGGCUUCGGACACUGUGUCUGGAUUCCGGGUGGAGUAUGAGCUGAGUGAAGAGGGAGAUGAACCGCAGUACCUGGAUCUUCCCAGCACAGCCACUUCCGUGAACAUCCCUGACCUGCUUCCUGGCCGAAAAUACACUGUGAAUGUUUAUGAGAUAUCCGAGGAAGGAGAGCAGAAUUUGAUCCUGUCUACCUCACAGACAACAGCACCUGAUGCCCCUCCUGACCCUACCGUGGACCAAGUUGAUGACACUUCUAUUGUCGUUCGCUGGAGCAGACCCAGGGCGCCCAUCACAGGAUACAGAAUCGUCUAUUCCCCAUCCGUAGAGGGUAGUAGCACAGAACUCAAUCUUCCUGAAACUGCCAACUCUGUCACUCUCAGUGACUUGCAGCCUGGCGUUCAGUAUAAUAUCACCAUCUAUGCUGUGGAAGAAAAUCAAGAAAGUACUCCUGUCUUCAUCCAGCAAGAAACCACUGGAGUCCCACGUUCAGAUAAAGUUCCCCCUCCCAGGGACCUGCAGUUUGUGGAGGUGACAGAUGUGAAGAUCACCAUCAUGUGGACACCCCCAGAGAGUCCAGUAACCGGUUACCGCGUGGAUGUGAUCCCCGUCAACCUGCCUGGGGAGCAUGGGCAGAGGCUGCCCGUCAGCAGGAACACCUUUGCAGAAGUCACUGGGCUGUCCCCUGGGGUCACUUAUCACUUCAAAGUCUUCGCCGUGAACCAGGGGAGGGAGAGCAAGCCCCUGACGGCACAGCAGGCAACCAAAUUGGAUGCUCCUACCAACCUCCAGUUUAUCAAUGAAACCGAUACCACGGUCAUAGUGACCUGGACUCCACCUCGCGCCCGGAUAGUCGGGUACCGACUGACUGUGGGCCUGACCCGGGGAGGCCAGCCCAAGCAGUACAAUGUGGGGCCCGCAGCCUCGCAGUACCCACUGAGGAACCUGCAGCCUGGCUCUGAGUAUGCUGUAAGCCUCGUAGCCGUGAAGGGCAAUCAGCAGAGCCCCAGAGUCACCGGAGUCUUCACCACUUUGCAGCCUCUAGGCUCCAUCCCACCUUACAACACAGAGGUGACUGAGACCACCAUUGUGAUUACAUGGACACCUGCCCCAAGGAUUGGCUUUAAGCUGGGUGUACGACCAAGCCAGGGAGGAGAAGCACCACGAGAAGUGACUUCAGAGUCAGGAAGCAUUGUUGUGUCUGGCCUGACUCCAGGUGUGGAAUACGUUUACACCAUCUCUGUCCUCAGGGAUGGGCAAGAGAGAGAUGCACCAAUUGUGAAGAAAGUGGUGACACCACUGUCCCCACCAACGAACUUGCACCUGGAGGCAAACCCUGACACUGGAGUGCUUACCGUCUCCUGGGAGAGGAGUACCACUCCUGACAUUACUGGCUACAGAAUCACCACCACCCCCACAAACGGCCAGCAGGGAUACUCUUUGGAGGAAGUGGUCCAUGCCGAUCAGAGUUCCUGCACCUUUGAAAACCUGAGUCCCGGCCUGGAGUACAAUGUCAGUGUUUACACUGUCAAAGAUGACAAGGAAAGUGUCCCUAUCUCUGAUACCAUCAUCCCAGAGGUGCCCCAACUCACUGACCUAAGCUUUGUUGAUAUAACUGAUUCAAGCAUCGGCCUGAGGUGGACCCCGCUAAACUCUUCCACCAUUAUUGGGUACCGCAUCACAGUAGUUGCGGCAGGAGAAGGUAUCCCUAUUUUUGAAGAUUUUGUGGACUCCUCAGUAGGAUACUACACAGUCACAGGGCUGGAGCCCGGCAUUGACUAUGACAUCAGCGUUAUCACUCUCAUUAAUGGCGGAGAGAGUGCCCCUACUACACUGACACAACAAACGGCUGUCCCUCCUCCCACUGAUCUGCGAUUUACCAAUGUUGGUCCCGACACAAUGCGUGUCACCUGGGCUCCACCUUCAUCCAUUGAACUGACCAACCUUCUGGUACGCUACUCGCCUGUGAAAAAUGAGGAGGAUGUUGCCGAGCUGUCAAUUUCUCCUUCAGACAACGCAGUGGUCUUAACAAAUCUCCUGCCUGGGACCGAGUAUUUAGUCAGCGUCUCCAGUGUUUACGAGCAGCAUGAGAGUAUACCUCUUAGAGGAAGACAGAAAACCGCUCUCGACUCCCCAAGUGGCAUUGACUUUUCUGAUAUCACUGCCAACUCUUUCACUGUCCAUUGGAUUGCUCCGCGAGCCACCAUCACUGGCUACAGGAUCCGCCAUCAUCCUGAACACAUGGGUGGAAGACCUCGGGAAGAUCGAGUGCCCCCUUCUCGGAAUUCCAUCACCCUCACCAACCUGAACCCAGGCACAGAAUAUGUGGUCAGCAUUGUCGCUCUUAAUAGCAAAGAGGAAAGUCAGCCCUUGGUUGGCCAGCAAUCAACAGUUUCUGAUGUUCCAAGGGACCUGGAAGUCAUUGCUGCAACCCCCACUAGCCUGCUGAUCAGCUGGGAUGCUCCUGCCGUCACAGUGAGAUACUACAGGAUCACCUAUGGAGAAACAGGAGGGAGUAGCCCUGUCCAGGACUUCACCGUGCCUGGGAGCAAGUCUUCAGCUACCAUCAGUGGUCUUAAACCUGGAGUGGACUACACCAUCACUGUCUAUGCUGUCACCGGCCGUGGGGACAGCCCGGCAAGCAGCAAGCCCGUUUCCAUCAAUUACCGAACAGAAAUUGACAAACCAUCCCAGAUGCAAGUGACUGAUGUCCAAGACAACAGCAUCAGUGUCAGGUGGCUGCCUUCAAGUUCCCCUGUUACUGGUUACAGAGUGACCACUGCUCCUAAAAAUGGCCCAGGACCAUCGAAAACGAAAACUGUAGGUCCAGAUCAAACAGAAAUGACAAUUGAAGGCUUGCAGCCCACAGUGGAGUAUGUGGUCAGUGUCUAUGCUCAGAAUCAAAAUGGAGAGAGUCAGCCUCUGGUUCAGACAGCGGUAACCAACAUUGAUCGCCCUAAAGGACUGGCAUUCACUGAUGUGGAUGUCGAUUCCAUCAAAAUUGCUUGGGAAAGCCCACAGGGGCAAGUUUCCAGGUACAGGGUGACCUACUCGAGCCCUGAGGAUGGAAUCCAUGAGCUAUUCCCUGCACCUGAUGGUGAAGAGGAGACUGCAGAGCUGCAAGGCCUCAGGCCGGGUUCUGAGUACACAGUCAGUGUGGUUGCCUUGCACGAUGAUAUGGAGAGCCAGCCCCUGAUUGGAACCCAGUCCACAGCCAUUCCUGCACCGACCAACCUGAAGUUUACUCAGGUGACACCAACCAGCCUGACCGCCCAGUGGACGGCACCCAAUGUUCAGCUCACUGGGUAUCGAGUGCGGGUGACCCCGAAGGAGAAGACCGGACCGAUGAAAGAAAUCAACCUUGCUCCCGAUAGCUCAUCUGUGGUUGUGUCAGGACUCAUGGUUGCCACCAAAUAUGAAGUGAGUGUCUAUGCUCUUAAGGACACUUUGACAAGCAGACCGGCUCAGGGAGUCAUUACAACUCUGGAGAAUAUCAGCCCUCCAAGAAGGGCCCGGGUGACAGAUGCUACCGAGACCACCAUCACCAUUAGCUGGAGAACUAAGACGGAGACAAUCACCGGCUUCCAAGUUGAUGCUAUCCCAGCAAACGGCCAGACUCCCAUUCAGAGAACCAUCAGGCCAGAUGUCAGAAGUUACACCAUCACAGGUUUACAACCUGGUACUGACUACAAGAUCCACUUGUACACCUUGAAUGACAAUGCCCGGAGCUCCCCUGUGGUCAUCGAUGCCUCCACUGCCAUUGAUGCACCAUCCAACCUGCGUUUCUUGGCCACCACACCCAACUCCCUGCUGGUAUCAUGGCAGCCACCCCGUGCCAGGAUUACUGGUUACAUCAUCAAGUAUGAGAAGCCUGGGUCCCCUCCUAGAGAAGUGGUCCCUCGGCCCCGCCCCGGUGUCACAGAAGCUACUAUUACUGGUCUGGAACCAGGAACAGAGUACACAAUCCAAGUCAUUGCCCUCAAGAACAAUCAGAAGAGUGAGCCUUUGAUUGGGAGGAAAAAGACAGAUGAGCUCCCCCAGCUGGUAACCCUUCCACACCCCAAUCUUCAUGGACCAGAGAUCUUGGAUGUUCCCUCCACAGUUCAAAAGACCCCUUUCAUCACCAACCCUGGGUAUGACACUGGAAACGGUAUUCAGCUUCCCGGCACUUCUGGUCAGCAGCCCAGUCUUGGGCAACAAAUGAUCUUUGAGGAGCAUGGUUUUAGGCGAACCACACCGCCCACAACGGCCACCCCCGUAAGGCAUAGGCCAAGACCGUAUCCGCCGAAUGUAAAUGAGGAGAUCCAAAUUGGUCAUGUCCCCAGGGGAGACGUAGACCAUCAUCUCUACCCUCAUGCUGUGGGACUCAAUCCAAAUGCUUCUACAGGACAAGAAGCUCUCUCUCAGACAACCAUCUCAUGGACCCCAUUCCAGGAAAGCUCUGAGUAUAUCAUUUCAUGUCAUCCAGUUGGCAUUGAUGAAGAACCCUUACAGUUCCGAGUUCCUGGAACCUCUGCUAGUGCCACCUUGACGGGCCUUACCAGGGGGGCCACCUACAACAUCAUAGUAGAGGCAGUAAAAGACCAGCAGAGGCAGAAGGUUCGCGAGGAGGUGGUCACCGUGGGCAAUUCUG
This is a messenger RNA of Budorcas taxicolor (takin), 6438 nucleotides long. RefSeq names its product fibronectin-like. The record is from RefSeq and is a predicted model, not a curated record. Gene Ontology annotation, biological process: cell-substrate junction assembly; heart development; nervous system development. The transcript is spliced from 38 exons. The annotation marks the transcript as partial. Gene Ontology annotation, molecular function: proteoglycan binding; integrin binding. Gene Ontology annotation, cellular component: extracellular region. Lineage: Eukaryota; Metazoa; Chordata; Mammalia; Artiodactyla; Bovidae.